Drosophila navojoa is the source of this 599-nucleotide messenger RNA. RefSeq names its product DNA-directed RNA polymerase II subunit Rpb7 (gene Polr2G). Gene Ontology annotation, molecular function: single-stranded DNA binding; translation initiation factor binding; single-stranded RNA binding. Gene Ontology annotation, biological process: DNA-templated transcription; positive regulation of nuclear-transcribed mRNA poly(A) tail shortening; positive regulation of translational initiation. The record is from RefSeq and is a predicted model, not a curated record. Gene Ontology annotation, cellular component: RNA polymerase II, core complex; P-body. Lineage: Eukaryota; Metazoa; Arthropoda; Insecta; Diptera; Drosophilidae.
UAAAAACAAUAAUAAUAAUGUUUUAUCACAUAUCGCUCGAGCACGAGAUUUUGCUACAUCCACGCUACUUUGGGCCCCAAUUGCUGGAAACGGUGAAGCAGAAGCUCUACUCGGAGGUGGAAGGAACGUGUACGGGCAAAUAUGGUUUCGUGAUUGCAGUUACAACAAUAGACCUCAUUGGCUCUGGAGUGAUACAGCCUGGUCAAGGUUUUGUUGUAUAUCCAGUGAAAUAUAAGGCUAUUGUGUUCCGGCCAUUCAAAGGAGAAGUCCUCGAUGCCGUUGUUAAGCAGAUAAACAAAGUCGGAAUGUUUGCGGAAAUCGGACCAUUGUCGUGCUUUAUUUCACACCAUUCCAUUCCCGCUGAUAUGCAAUUCUGUCCAAAUGGAAACCCGCCUUGCUACAAGUCUAAAGACGAAGACGUUGUCAUCUCUGGUGAGGAUAAAAUUCGUCUAAAGAUUGUGGGUACGCGUGUGGACGCUACUGGCAUUUUUGCUAUAGGAACAUUGAUGGAUGAUUAUUUGGGUCUGGUCUGCAAUUAGGAAGUCAAUUAGUGUACAAUUUCUAUAUAUAUGUAUAUAUAUAUAUAUUUAUAUUAAACU